This is a messenger RNA of Coregonus sp. 'balchen', 6481 nucleotides long. Lineage: Eukaryota; Metazoa; Chordata; Actinopteri; Salmoniformes; Salmonidae. The record is from the annotation of a GenBank genome assembly.
CAUGAAUGUUUAAAUUGUGAACGGCGUGACCUAAACGUUAAAUAUUUGGUGAGUUUGAAAACGAGUCAUUAUCUGGUAAAUGUGGUUUUAGCUAGGGUAUUGCAUUUAUUUUAAUAGAUGUAUGUACAUAUACGGCAACCAGAUGUGAAAAGGUGCCCUGUUUUGUUCGUUUAAUGUUAAAAUCGUCAUUAUGUUGUGCUACCUUGCCGGUUAGCUCAACAAAGCUAAUUUUGCUAACAUGCGCACCAAAUGCAGUGCUUUUGAUGUAGUAAUUUAGCCAAUUAUGUAGUUAUGUUUGCAAAUGGAUAACGUAACUAGUUAGUAUUGGAUAGCUAGCUAAUUAGUCGCACGCUAAUUUGUUAGCUAGGUACGUUAACUAGCUAACGUCGUUACGAAGUUUCAGUUGUUCUGCAAAUGCAUCAGGUGAAUAUAUUUUACGUGUUGUUUUUCAAUGGGAAGUUAGAUUGGCCAUUAACAAUCACAGCCACAUCAGAGAUGGCCAGCUAGUUAAGUAGUUUCCACCUUCUAUGCCACAGUGAUUAGAUCAAUUCCACAACUAAUCUGCAAUCUUAGUUCUUGUGCUAGUAACGUUAUUACAAACAUAACAUUGACAGUAUUCUUCCUGUAUGUUCCUCCACAGUCUGAAGACAUAUUUUCUGAGUGUUUGACCAGCUGUCCAGCAGGAGGAGGUGAGUGUUUGAGGGUGAGUGAAUCCAUCGCCCCGCAAAGAUGGAUUUCCAACACAGAGCUGGGGGCAAGACUGGGAGCGGUGGGGUGGCAUCCUCCUCGGAGAGCAACCGGGACAGGCGAGAGCGGCUCCGCCAGCUGGCCCUGGAGACCAUCGACAUCAACAAGGACCCCUAUUUCAUGAAGAACCACCUGGGCUCUUAUGAGUGUAAGCUGUGUCUGACCCUCCACAACAAUGAGGUAAGAAAGUGCUCAUAUUAACACAACAUAACUCUUCUCUUUAUAUGAUGUUCAAUUUAGGGCUGACCAACAACAUCAAAAAUCUUGGUCGACCAAUCGAUUGGUCAAAAUGUUAAAAUGUAUUAUAUGUGUUUUAAUAAAAUCAACUAUAUGUAGGCUACUGAGCUUGUCUGAUGCUUUAAGCACACUGAUUAAAUAAUUAUGACACACAAAUUACUUGAGGGAGCCAGAGAUCAAGAUAGCCGCGGCAGGUAGCUUAGUGGUUAAGAGCGUUGUGCCAGUAACCGAAAGGUCGCUGGUUCUAAUCCCCGAGCCGACUAGGUGAAAAAUCUGUCGAUGUGCCCUUGAGCAAGGCACUUAACCCUAAUUGCUCCUGUAAGUCGCUCUGGAUAAGAGCGUCUGCUAAAUGACGAAAAUGUAAAUGUAAUAGUAAAAAUGUAAAUGUAAUAGCCUAACCAGAAGAACUGUGGUCCUCUGUAGCUCAGCUGGUAGAGCACGGCGCUUGUAACGCCAAGGUAGUGGGUUCGAUCCCCGGGACCACCCAUACACAAAAAAUGUAUGCACGCAUGACUGUAAGUCGCUUUGGAUAAAAGCGUCUGCUAAAUGGCAUAUUAUUAUUAUUAUUAUUAUAAGAAGAAAAAAACUGUUCCCUACUCUCUUCCUCCUGCUUCUGCUGACCUUCGCAGAUUAUGCUGUUACGCUCCUGCUGUUACGCUCCUAAUAGGCCACACCAGGGGUCGGCAACCUUUUCCAUUUGGAGUGCCAAUUUUUCUUACCAUUUCUACCGAUCUGCGCGGCAGAUAUGAUUUUCAUAUGCACUAUUUCGUGGAACAGUUUAAUUUCAUUUAUAAUAAGUCUUCGUAUCUCAAAAUCAUUAUAAUGUGGUUAAUAAAAAUUCUAAAAGUAACUUCCAUUGCCAACGAUGUAAAAAAUAGCCUCCAUAAAGCCAACAAAUAAAAACAUUGCAGCCUGCAGGUAGCAAAUAUCUUGAUAAAAAUAAAUAUCCUAUAAAUCACAUUGGCUACACAUGGCCUGUCUGCAAGGAACUUGAAACAUUGUAUCAACUAUUAACUUGGGUCUGUCCUGAAGCUCACUCUAGCAAACUUGCAACACUGUAUAAAAUAUUCUGGGCCUUCAGAGUGUCCUGCUCCAGUGAGCUCCAGAUAGACAUAGCCGUAGGCUAUUUGCACAAGGGUUAAGAAGAAAUCAGGUAGGCCUAUUUUAUGACGUUUCCACCGGAUCAGAGCAUGACAUUCCCCCCCCCCCCCCUUUCAAGCUGAGUGGUUAUCAAAAGAGAGCUGGAAAUAUUUUUCAAAUAGGUUAUGUUGAGGAACUAUGUCAAUGGAUGUAUGAACAGACUUCGUUUACUUGCUGUUUGAGGUGAAUAAAAAAAUUACUUUGAGAAGUUCCGGUGGUGGGGAGUUAAGACAAUCAGAAAUACUAUCAGAUCCCCAAAUGGGCACAUUUAUAGGCCUACAUUUGCGCUCAGGCCAGGUAGCCUAGGCCUACUUCUAAGCAUAAUCGGGUGCGCAUCCUUACUCAAGAUUGACAGGAGUGGUCCAAACAAAAGACAAUGAAUAAAUUGAUAAAUCCUAAAUGGAAUGAAAUAAACCAAAACUUGUUUCUUACAAGUGUAGCCUAGGUUGUGCGCUCUGCAAACAACGUUUCCACUCCGACAAUGAGAACGGUAAAAUACAAAUAAUAUAUUGAAUGCGUUGAACAGAAAUUACCGUAACCAUACAAACAUUGUAGAUUAGAAAUUAUGGUAAUUAACGGUACAUGUACUCCUGGUGUGCAAUCCCCGCGGCCUCCACAAUGGAUUAGUCCACUGAGACAGGCUUGUAUGACAGGUGACUCGUGCCAUAAUAAAUAAAGAAAAAAAUUAUAUACUGUACCAGUCAAGUUUGGACACCUACUCAUUCAAGGUUACAUUGUAGAAUAAUAGUGAAGACAUCAAAACUAUGAAAUAACACAUGGAAUCAUUUAGUGACCAAAAAAGUGUUAAACAAAUCAAAAUAUAUUUGAGAUUCUUCAAAUAGCCACCCUUUCCCUUGAUGACAGCUUUGCACACUCUUGGCAUUCUCUCAACCAGCUUCACCUGGAAUGCUUUUCCAACAGUCUUGAAGGAGUUCCCACAUAUGCUGAACACUUGUUGGCUGCUUUUCCUUCACUCUGCCGUCCAACUCAUCCCAAACCAUCUCAAUUGGAUUGUCGGGGGAUUGUGGAGGCCAGGUCAUCAGAUGCAGCGCUCCAUCACUCUCCUUCUAAAAUAGCCCUUACACAGCCUGGAGGUGUGUGGGUUAUUGUCCUGUUGAAAACAAAUGAUAGUCCCACUAAGCCCAAACCAGAUGGGAUGGUGAUUUGCUGCAGAAUGCUGUGGUAGCCAUGCUGGUUAAGUGUGCCUUGAAUUCUAAAUAAAUCAGUGUCACCAGCAAAGCACCCCCACACCAUAACACCACCUCCUCCAUGCUUUACGGUGGGAAAUACACAUGUUGAGAUCAUCCGUUCACCCACACCGCGUUUCACAAAGACACGGCGGUUGGAAGCAAAAAUCUCCAGUUUGGACUCCAGACCAAAGGACAAAUUUCCACCGGUCUAAUGUCCAUUGCUCGUGUUUCUUGGCCCAAGCAAGUCUCUUCUUAUUGGUGUCCUUUAGUAGUGGUUUCUUUGCAGCAAUUUGACCAUGAAGGUCUGAUUCACACAGUCCCCUCUGAAUAGUUGAUGUUGAGAUGUGUCUGGUGACUUGAACUCUGUGAAGCAUUUAUUUGGGCUGCAAUUUCUGAGGCUGGUAACUAAUGAACUUAUCCUCUGUAGCUGAGGUAACUCUGGGUCUUCCAUUCCUGUGGUGGUCCUCAUGAGAGCCUGUUUCAUCCAUAGCGCUUGAUGGUUUUUGCGACUGCACUUUGAAGAAACUUUCAAAGUUCUUGACAUUUUCCGUAUUGACUGACCUUCAUGUUUCAAAGUAAUGAUGGACUGUCAUUUCUCUUUGCUUGUUUGAGCUGUUCUUGCCGUAAUAUGGACUUGGUCCUUUACCAAAUAGGGCUAUCUUCUGUAUACCCCUCCUACCUUGUCACAACACAACUGAUUGGCUCAAACGCAUUAAGAAGGAAAUAAAUUCCACAAAUUAACUUUUAAGAUGGCACACCUGUUAAUUGAAAUGCAUUCCAGGUGACUACCUCAUGAAGCUGGUUGAGAGAAUGCCUAGAGUGUAUAAAAUAUAUUUUGAUUUGUUUAACACUUUUGGUUACUACAUGAUUCCAAAUGUGUUAUUUCAUAGUUUUGAUGUCUUCACUAUUAUUCUACAAUGUAGAAAAUAGCAAAAAUAAAGAAAAACCCAUGAUUGACUAGGUGUUCUAAAACUUUUGACCGUCAGUGUAUUUGCGACUGCUCGACCAAAAAAAAGUAUUGGUCGACCAACAGCCUAUCGACCAAACAAUCGACCAGUCGGCUAAAUGGGGUCAGCCCUAGUUCAAAGGUUCAUUUCAAUUCAUGAUCUUAAACGUUUUCUCUUUACAGGGCAGCUAUCUGGCCCAUACACAGGGAAAGAAGCAUCAGACUAAUUUGUAAGUACACAUCUGUUACUACUUUAUUUGUUGUGUCUUUAAUUGAAGCGCUUUCUAUAUUUGGUGUUGCUCACUUCCCUGUUUUGUUGAAUGCAGAGCGAGAAGAGCAGCUAAAGAAGCAAAAGAAGCCCCUGCCCAGCCAGCCCCCGAAAAGGUCAAGGUUGAGGUCAAGAAAUUUGUGAAGAUUGGUCGACCGGGAUACAAAGGUAGGUAAUUAUGUGUUUUGAUGUUAGUUAGUCAUCAAGGAUUCAAUGACUCCAAAACAAUGUUAUGAACUGUCAGGGUUUUCCCCAGGAUUUUUUAAAACAAGGUGGUGCUGAUGAAUUGGGGGGGGGGGGGUGCGCAGUGGCCCAUCUUUGAACACCUGUAAAUGCAAAAUUUCUGCAAUCUGGAGCAAAAGCGUCCUUAAAUGAUAACAAAUAAAGUAAAAAAGUGGCGCAGCCAGUCCACAAGGUGGCGCUGCGCCCCUCUUACAUUCUUUGUGGAGAAUCGUGGAGCUGAACUGAUAUUAUUUCCCUUGUCAACAGUAACCAAGCAGAGAGAUCCAGAGAGUGGGCAACAGUCUUUACUUUUCCAGGUGAGACAUGGACAUAAUUAACAUAGGUCAGAUCAAUGGAGUGAAACCAAUUUCUACUAUUUUCUGAGUCUUGGGACACACUGGCUACCUAGACUAAAUGUCCUCCUCCUCCCCUAUCAGAUUGAUUACCCAGAGAUAGCAGAGGGCAUAGGACCCAGGCAUCGCUUCAUGUCUGCAUACGAGCAGCGCAUCGAGCCCCCAGACCGUCGUUGGCAGUACCUUCUACUGGCUGCAGAACCCUAUGAGACCAUCGCCUUCAAGGUGUGUGUCUUCAUUUGGGACCUAAGGGAAUCCCCAAUCACUCCAAUCUGUCUAUGCCUCGUACUGUUUUCCUGUGAAUGACAAAUCAUAUCUUUUUUGUAUAUUCUGUAUUUCUGCAGGUGCCAAGCAGAGAGAUUGAUAAAGCCGAGAGUCGCUUCUGGACCCACUGGAACAAAGAUACAAAACAGGUAUAGUACUGGUGAUGACAGUCCCAUGGAUGGUCAUAUCUUUUGGAGGAUAUUUGGGUAUUAAUAGAAUCCAACUGAAUGUACACAUCAUGCAAUUUCUCUUGCCCCCCCCCCCCCCCCCUCCCCCUCCCCCCCCCUGUAUCUCUCCAGUUCUUCCUCCAAUUCCACUUCAAGAUGGAGAAAUCCCUCGCUCCACCCAGCGGACCCGUACCCCCCAUGGGUGUAAAGCGUCCCCCUCCCCUGAUGAGUGGGAUGGGGCCUCGACCCCCCAAUGAGGCCAUGCCCCCUCCACCCCCAGGGGGGAUGCAUAUGCCCCCCUUGCCCCCUGGUGCCCCUGGCCCUCCCCAGAUGCACCACCACCAUCAGAUGCAACACGGUGGCCCCGGGAUGGGCAUGCCACCCCCGAUGAGACCCCCGCUCCCCUCUGACGGCCAUGGAGGAAUGCCCCAUCAAAACAACUGAUCAUUCUGUUAGAUUAUGUUUGCCUAUCGUUUGGUUGCUAUUACACUACAGUGCUCCGUCAUUGGACUGUGUCAAGUGGACUGUUUCAACGUCCAAUAUACAGUUUCUAAACUGGAUGAAACGUUGAUUACCCACAUGCUUUUCUACCCAUGGACCAUAUUCAGUAGGUUUUGUACACAGUUGCCAAGGAUUAUUAUUUUUUUGUCAUACUGAAAAUUGUCUCUGGCAGCAUCCACACUAGCAUACUACUCAGAAUGAAGCAGUGUACAUGUAAUGGUCAUGCAUUCUAAAUGUUCAGCUAGUGUGGAUAUUGUAAGGUAGUCAUUGGUUGUAAGGUAGUCAUUGGUUGUUUUGAGAGUACUGUAAUAGCACCAGUAUGAAUAGCUUCCCCUGUAUUGUAGAUGUUGAGCCUUCUGUAUGAAACAACAUCUUUGUGAAGAUCCACAACUCAUCUUUUUUUUAAGAGUUAUUUUUUUUAAAUAAUAAAAGUGAGUUGUAUCUUA